Molecule: messenger RNA, 1131 nt
Organism: Vollenhovia emeryi
Lineage: Eukaryota; Metazoa; Arthropoda; Insecta; Hymenoptera; Formicidae
Product: coiled-coil domain-containing protein 65-like
Exons: 5
Coding region: 70-1038 (322 amino acids)
Biological process (GO): regulation of cilium movement; axonemal dynein complex assembly; cilium-dependent cell motility
Cellular component (GO): axoneme; axonemal dynein complex
Source: RefSeq, a predicted model, not a curated record
CGGCGUUUACAUAGCGAGCUCGAAGCAGCCGAUGUGGAUCACAGAAGACUACAAGAGGCCCACGUUCAAAUGAUGGACCUAACAAUUGGAAGAUACAAGGAGAAAUGCGUCCAUCUGCACGAGUCCUUCGCACACGAACGCAACCUUGUCGUUUCGAACGAGACCAACGAAUUAAGUAGAAUACGAAAGAAUUUGGAAGAGCACUGCCAUCAAUUGCACAAUAUAAUUUUUGGCCAAGACAAGGGAAUAGAAAGUGUAUUGACGCAAACGAAAAUCCAGAAUGCCGUUAAUACUUGUGGCAUCGUAUAUUUGAAGGAAGACUCGUUGUCGCGUUUGGUGCAUUACGUUUCCAGUGAGGUCGAACAAUUGUGGCGACAGCUUAACGAAACGAUAGUCAAAUACGAGAAAGAUACAGGAGACAAGAGAAAACAGUACGAGUACUUGAAGGAGCAAGAUGACGCUCAUCGUGCAGACGUGGCGCACUAUCCAAAGUUGCAAACACAGUUACAAAGCAUGAUUAAGAGCCUGAAGCAGGACACGCAUACGUUGUCGCAGAAAAGGCAGCAGAGUAUAAACGAACUGAACGAUAGGAUUGUGCGUAUGAGGAAGAAAAUGUCAGGUUUCAGACAGAUAUUUUCCAUGAAUCAAGUGCUCGACACUACCCAGCUCAAGAAAUUGACAAUCAUUAGCGCUAGCGUUCUGAAAGAACUACAGAGGACUUCAGAAAAAGGUUCGGCGUUACUGUCCUUGCUGAAAAUGUGUUCAAAUUUGGAGCCGUUCUCGCUGACUGUAGAAAAGUACACUUUACGCGAUACAGGUUCCAGAAGAGCUUUCACGAGUUGCAUGUCGGAACCGUUUGACAAACUGGACAGGUUUUGGGCACUGUUCAACCACAUUAAAUCGGAUAAUUUCCUCAUGAAAAAGGAAUGCGACAAGCUGUCUUUCGAAAACAAACAAUUGAGAAACACCCUGCGCACAUAUCUCUUAACUGUUUCUAGAGUUCCAGCUGCACGGCCACUUACAUCUAUUCCUGUAUAAUAAAUAGAUUUACUUGGAAUAAAUCGAUAAGAGAAAAGAGAUAUCGUUUAAAUUGAAAAAUUAAAAUGAAUCCUUAAAAAUAAAACGUUAAAU